Molecule: messenger RNA, 1155 nt
Organism: Sphenostylis stenocarpa
Lineage: Eukaryota; Viridiplantae; Streptophyta; Magnoliopsida; Fabales; Fabaceae
Source: the annotation of a GenBank genome assembly
AUGUCGGAAACGAUGAGCAAAAACGACGUCGGAUUGACGUCCACGACGUCGAGAAGGUUCUGGCCUCGUUGGAUUCCCACUUCCAUCGAUCAUAUCAUCGCUUCCGAGAAGCGCCUUCUCUCCGUCGUCAAAACCGGUUAUGUUCAAGAGCAUGUUAACAUAGGUUCUGGUCCUCCUGGCUCCAAAGUGAGAUGGUUCCGUUCAGCCAGUAACGAGCCGCGGUUUAUUAACACCGUUACAUUUGACAGUAAACCUGAUUCUCCUACGCUUGUGAUGAUUCAUGGUUAUGCUGCUUCCCAGGGGUUCUUUUUUCGCAAUUUUGAUGUGCUUGCCUCUCGAUUUAGAGUCAUUGCUGUUGAUCAACUUGGAUGGGGUGGAUCAAGCAGACCUGAUUUUACUUGCAAAAGCACUGAAGAAACUGAAGCAUGGUUCAUUGAUUCUUUUGAGGAAUGGAGAAAAGCCAAAAACUUGAGCAAUUUUAUACUACUUGGACAUUCUUUUGGUGGUUAUGUUGCUGCUAAAUAUGCGCUCAAGCACCCUGAGUAUGUACAACACUUGAUUCUGGUUGGAUCUGCUGGAUUUUCAUCAGAAUCAGAUACAAAGUCUGAGUGGGUUACAAGGUUUCGAGCAACAUGGAAGGGAGCAGUUCUGAACCAUCUAUGGGAAUCUAAUUUUACACCUCAAAAACUUGUCAGAGGUUUAGGUCCUUGGGGUCCCAACAUAGUCCGCAGGUAUACAAGUGCUAGGUUUGGUACACAUUCCACUGGUGAAAUACUGACGGAAGAGGAAUCAACAUUGCUGACAGAUUAUGUUUACCACACAUUGGCGGCCAAAGCUAGCGGGGAGCUGUGCUUAAAAUAUAUUUUUUCAUUUGGAGCAUUUGCUAGAAUGCCCCUUCUGCUCAGUGCCUCUGAGUGGAAGGUGCCCACUACUUUCAUGUAUGGUUUCCAAGACUGGAUGAAUUAUCAAGGUGCCCAAGAAGCUCGUAAGCAUAUGAACGUUCCAUGCGAAAUCAUCAGGAUUCCUCGGGCCGGGCACUUUGCGUUCAUUGACAACCCAACUGCCUUCCAUUCAGCUAUUUUUUAUGCUUGUCGAAGAUUUUUUUCACCUGAUCCAGACAAUGAACCUCUUCCUGAAGGGUUAACCUUUGCAUAG